AUGUCCGAACUGAGAUAUGAUGGCCAGGUCGUUGUUGUCACUGGCGCCGGUGGAGGGCUAGGAAAAGCAUAUGCCCUGUUCUUUGGCUCGAGAGGAGCCUCAGUCGUUGUCAACGAUCUGGGAGGAUCAUUCAAGGGGGAGGGUACCUCGACGAAGGACAAAGCUGAUAGCUGUCUCUCUAUGCAGGCCGCAGAUGUCGUAGUCGACGAGAUCAAAGCCGCCGGCGGCAAGGCAGUAGCCAACUACGACAGCGUCGAGAACGGGGACAAGAUUAUCGAGACGGCCAUCCAGAACUACGGCCGCAUCGACAUUCUGCUCAACAACGCCGGUAUCCUCCGCGAUGUCAGCUUCAAGAACAUGAAGGACCAGGACUGGGAUCUGAUCAUCGCCGUCCAUGUAAAGGGUUCGUACAAGUGUGCCAGAGCUGCGUGGCCUUAUUUCCGCAAACAGAAGUACGGCCGGGUCAUCAACACUGCUUCCGCGGCUGGUCUUUUUGGAAGCUUUGGCCAGACGAACUACUCGGCUGCUAAGCUGGCUAUGGUCGGUUUUACCGAGACACUCGCGAAGGAGGGUGCGAAGUACAACAUCCAUGCAAAUGUCAUUGCCCCAAUUGCUGCCAGCCGUAUGACCCAAACUGUUAUGCCCCCCGAUGUCCUUGAGAAUCUCAGGCCCGAAUGGGUCGUACCUCUUGUGGCUGUCUUGGUGCACAAGGAUUGCGAUGAGAAUGGGUCCAUUUUCGAGACUGGAGGAGGCCACGUUGCCAAGCUUCGCUGGGAGCGAUCCAGCGGUCUUCUUCUGAAGGCUGAUGACUCUUAUACCCCUGGUGCUAUCCUGAAGAAGUGGGAUGAGGUCAACGACUUCAAGAAUGCCGAGUACCCAACCGGUGUUGCUGACUUCAUGGGUCUGCUUGAGAAGUCAAUGAAGAUGGGCUCCAAUGACAAGGGUGAGACUCUUGACUUCAAGGGCAAGGUUGCUUUGGUCACUGGUGGUGGCGCUGGUAUUGGCCGCGCAUACUGUUUGGCAUUUGCCAAGUACGGUGCUUCAGUCGUUGUCAACGAUUUGAUGAACCCAGACGAUGUUGUUCAGGAGAUUCAGAAGCUCGGCGGCAACGCAGUCGGUAACAAGGCUUCUGCCGAAGACGGAGAUGCUGUUGUGAAGGCUGCUAUCGAUGCGUACGGACGUAUUGAUAUUAUCAUUAAUAACGCCGGUAUUCUCCGUGACAAGGCGUUCGCUAAUAUGGAAGAUAAGCAAUGGGAUCAGGUCAUUGCAGUCCAUCUCCGCGGCACCUACAAGGUCACGAAAGCCGCUUGGCCAUACAUGCUUCAGCAGAAGUAUGGUCGUAUCGUGAAUACCACUUCCACAAGUGGUAUCUACGGUAAUUUUGGGCAGGCCAACUAUGCCGCAGCUAAAUGCGGUAUCCUCGGCUUCUCUCGUGCUCUUGCCCGUGAGGGUAAGAAGUACAACAUCUUGGUCAACACCAUUGCACCAAAUGCUGGUACUGCCAUGACCCGAACCAUCAUGCCAGAAGAGAUGGUCCAGGCUUUCAAGCCAGAUUACAUAGCACCACUCGUCGUUGCCCUUUGUUCUGACAAGGUGCCCGAGCCAGCAACCGGUGGUCUCUUCGAAGUCGGUAGUGGAUGGGCUGGCCGAACCCGCUGGCAAAGAACUGGUGGACAUGGCUUCCCAGUCGAUGAGACAUUGACCCCUGAAGCUGUCCUCAAGCAAUGGAAGCGCAUCACGGACUUUGACGAUGGCCGCGCAGAUCACCCAGAGGAUAGUAACGAUGGACUGAAGAGCAUCAUGGCGAACAUGCAGAACCGCAAGGGCGGUCAGAGUAAGCAGAGUGAAGAGCCUACAGAAGAAAAUGCUGAAUUCUUAGCCAACAUCGAGAAGGCUAAGAGGACUGAAGGUUCUGGUACUGAAUUCAAGUACGAGGAACGAGACGUGAUUCUUUACAACUUAGGUAUCGGAGCUAAGAAAACAGAUAUGCCAUACGUUUUUCAAAACAGCGAGGGAGACGAAAAUUUCCAAGCCCUGCCCACCUUCGGCGUAAUCCCCUUCUUCAGCGCCGAAACGCCGUACCAAAUCUCUGACCUCAUCCCCAAUUUCUCCCCCAUGAUGCUGUUACACGGCGAGCAAUACCUCGAGAUCCUCUCCUACCCGAUUCCUACGGCCGCGACCCUGGUCUCCAAGCCGCGACUCCUCGAAGUCGUUGACAAAGGCAACGCGGCCAUCGUCAAGUCUGGCGUCACGACCAUCAACAGGGAGACCGGUAAGCCGCUCUUCUACAACGAAAGCACGGUCUUCAUCCGCGGCUCCGGCGGCUUCGGCGGCAUCAAGAAGCCAGCCGACCGGGGCGCCUCCACGGCGGCCAACAAACCGCCGUCCCGCGCACCCGAUUUCACCGCUGAGGAGAAGACGACGGAAGAGCAGGCCGUGCUGUACCGCCUCAGCGGCGACUACAACCCGCUGCACGUCGACCCGGCGUUCGCCAAGAUGGGCGGCUUCAAGGCGCCCAUCCUGCACGGGCUGUGCUUCUUUGGGAUCGCGGCCAAGGCAGUCUAUCAGCGUUUCGGAGCGUACCGGAACGUGAAGGUCCGAUUCGCGGGGACGGUGCUACCGGGCGAGACGAUCGUCACGAGCAUGUGGCGGGAGGGGGGCAGGGUUAUCUUUGAGAGUCGGGUGAAGGAGACGGGGAAGUUAUGUAUUUCUGGGGGCGCAGUGGAGUUAUUGCAGGAGGGUGGGAAGGAGAAGUUGUAG
Drepanopeziza brunnea f. sp. 'multigermtubi' MB_m1 is the source of this 2760-nucleotide messenger RNA. NCBI's taxonomy places the organism in Eukaryota, Fungi, Ascomycota, Leotiomycetes, Helotiales, Drepanopezizaceae. The record is from RefSeq and is a predicted model, not a curated record.